AUGAUUCUGAAACGGAUGGAUGAUCUAGAAUCUCUGAUCCAAAGCAAGGUCAAUGACCCACUCCCAGCGAGUUUAUCUAACAACGUACCUUCAACCUCGCCGUCUAUCCCUUUCGAGGACAUAUCUGUAAUCGACGAGCAGACUCAGUGGAAGCCGUCUUUUGCCAACAUAGAUGAAGUCCUGAAAUGGCCUGUGUUCGACGAUCAAAACCUCGGCCAGCAGUUCCGGUUACUCUCUCUGCCCGAGGAGGAUAGAUGUCAACCGGAACUGCCGAUAUCUGUUGAUCUCGAUUUCCAUGCGGCCGAUCAUCUUCUUCGAAGCUUUUUUGAUGACGUUCACAUUUUCAAUCCAACUUUGAAAGAGGAAGAUGUUAGAGAAUACAUGAAGAUUGUACAAUUGAAUGGUAUUGGCUGGGAUGCCACAUCCUGCUUAAUGCUUCUCAUAUAUGCCCAUGGCUCUAUCGCAACACCGUUUGUCAACAAUGGGCCAGGUGUAUCGUCUUCAUCUUUUCGCCAGUCAAAGGGCUUCCUCCAGGCCGAGUCGUAUUUUUUUGCCGCGCAAAAGCGAAUGGGCAUGCUCCUUUGCAGAAAUGGCGCGAUAGAAGCGCAAUGCUUCUUUCUGGCUGGUGUAUACCUUAUGACAACAUUGCGACCAGUCGGAGCUUGGAGGAUGUUUGUACAGGCAUUAGCUUGCUGCCAGGGCUUUUCCAUCCAUCGUACAAAGGAUAAUGCCUACGAAGAUGAAUGGAACACCAAACAGAGGAUAUAUUGGACAUGUUUUAAGUCUGAGUUAGAACUCCGGCUUGAGCUGAACCUUUCACAAAAGAAUGUGUUAGAUUUGAGUUACCCAACCUUUUUCCCAUCGCCACCUGAUGGACUCAAAACCAAGGACGAAGCAGCAUGGUACUUUUACUUGGCUGAGAUUGCUUUGCGAAGACUGGAGAAUCGCAUUUUAGGAUACCUUUAUCAGCCAAAUGCGCCUAUCCCAGUAUCGAAGAUGGAAUUUGCAAUUCUUGAUUUUGAGGAGCAAGCAGAUGCAUGGUUGCGAUCGCUCCCUGAAGCCUUGGCUCUAGAUAUCGAAACCCCCGACAAGGACCAAUACGAGCCUUUUCGAUUCAUCCUCAGUGGACACUUUCUCGACUGUCAAGAAACAAUGUACUGGCAGUUUUUAGUGGAGGCUAUCCAUGGCCGAGCCCACGAUAGCAACGAUCUAUUUCUUCGGAAGGGGCUGAAGGUAUGCGUAGAUAGAAUCCAGCAGAACCAGAAGGGCUUCUACCACCGUCACCAUGGGACAUGGCUUAUGCUCCGAUCUUGUACAAGGAGCGCACUAGUCCUACUUGCCGCUGAGCGGAGUGCGAACCUUGUGCAUCUGCUGCCAAUAGGCUGGGAGGAAGCGGUAUUCGGCGUGAUUAAAAUGCUGAAGUUUUGGAAGGACGAGUCUAAGGAUGUUUCUGAGAUGUUUGAGAUUUUGCAGGCACUUCCGAGUGCGAGGUUAUCUAGUUACAUGGGACUAGCUUGCUAA
This is a messenger RNA of Penicillium longicatenatum, 1521 nucleotides long. Its product is annotated as transcription factor domain-containing protein. Gene Ontology annotation, biological process: DNA-templated transcription. The transcript is spliced from 4 exons. NCBI's taxonomy places the organism in Eukaryota, Fungi, Ascomycota, Eurotiomycetes, Eurotiales, Aspergillaceae. The coding region runs from base 1 to 1521 and encodes 506 amino acids. The record is from RefSeq and is a predicted model, not a curated record. Gene Ontology annotation, molecular function: DNA binding; zinc ion binding.